GGUCGCCAUGUUAUUUUGCUAACUUCACGCUUGUGUGUGAACAGUCUCAAAACAAAUAGGUUUUCUUUCUGUAUGUUGGUGCGUUGCGUCGUUCGAUCCAUUGUUUAUCAGCAACAAUUGAAGCUUAUUGUACAAUUCAGUCCUUUGCUGAUGUCUAAUUAGAUUCUAAAGUGUCUCUAAGUGGAUUAUCGUUCACAUUUACUACACAAAAGCCGGUCCCUCCGCCGCCGCCAUGGAAGUCGUGCAUGUCGACUCUGAAAACGUGGCGAUGGAUGAAGCUGUGAAGCCGGUGGCCGAUGUAGGCGCCGGGGACGCGGCGACAUCUCAAACAGAGCGACUGCGACGUAAAAAUAAGAAAUACGCUCGUACUAAUAGCAAAGAAGGCAAGGAAGGUGUUAGCGCUGUGACACCGCUUCCGAAAUAUCGUAGCUGGAAGAAUAGCAGGAGGCCACGGAAUGGUCACGGCCGAGGAUUGCCUAAGAAGGGCGGCGCUGGUGGCAAGGGCGUGUGGGGCGCCCCGGGUUCAGAACUCCUGGAGGAGUACGAGGAAGACGCCAACGACCCGAAUUACGACUCCGAGGCGGUCACCAACGGCGACAUCGAGUUCAAGCAGGUCAUCGUAGAGGCGGAGCCCGAGGAAGUUGUGCGCAAAGCCGAGCCGGUGAUAUUAGAAUACUUUGAACACGGAGACACCAACGCGGCCGCCGAGGACUUCCUGGAGUUCGUUACAGCCAAGCGGAGCCACCUGAUAUGCGAGACAAUAGUAGAGAUUGCGUUGGACCACAAGCCGUCUCACUGCGAGAUGGCAUCAGUAUUGAUCUCAGACUUGUACGGAAGAGUGCUCUCUGCAAAAGACAUUGGAUAUGCUUUCGAAAGACUCCUGGACAAGCUACCGGACCUGGUCCUCGACACCCCGGACGCCUGCGUGCUGCUCUCAAACUUCAUAGCGCGCUGUGUCGCCGACGACUGCCUACCGCCGAGAUUCGUGCAAGUACAAGCGCAGGCGGAACUCAAUCCUCACGCCAAACAAGCGAUACACAGAGCUGAGACUUUGCUAUCCAUGAAGCAAGGUCUGGUCCGGCUCGACAACAUUUGGGGCGUUGGAGGUGGUAUCAGGCCAGUGAAAUCCCUGAUCCGCCAAAUCCAACUCCUGCUGAAAGAGUACCUGACGUCAGGCGACCUCGCGGAAGCCAUGCGGUGUGUGAGAGAACUGGAAGUGCCACAUUUCCAUCAUGAGCUUGUAUAUGAGACUAUUUUACUAGCGUUGGAGACAAUAAACUCUACGGUAGAAGAGCAACUGUGCACAUUCCUCGCCGAGCUGAGACGCUGUGUCAUAGUGACGCCGGAUCAGAUGGAUCGGGGAUUUCUGCGCGUGCUGGAGGACAUGACAGAUAUAGUGUUAGACGUGCCGCUGGCGUACAUAAUGCUGGACCGGGUGGUGGAGCGCUGCCAGCAGAAGUUCCAGCUCGGGGCGACGGUGCUUGAGCGAAUGCCCACCAGGGGCCGUAAACGCUUCGUUUCUGAAGGCGACGGUGGCGCCAUCAAGGACCACGCGCUCAAACUGCGCGAAUAAACUACACCAGCGCACGCACGGACAAAAUUACAUUUUCAAUGUACAAUUUUUAUAGCAUUAUUGUUCUUAUCGUGUUACGACAAAAUAUCGUCCACUAUGGACUUAGACUAUAUACCUACAUAGAUUAUAUGUAUUUACAUGCCUAUUUCAUGAAGAGAGGGUAUAUAUUUUUUCAUAAUAAAUUUUGCCUUUUUUUUCUAGCAGUUACAAUAUUGAAUUUAUGCAAUUGUGCAAGUACAUAAGUAUUUGAAUAAUUUGUGACGCUGGCGCACCUUUUUUUUACAGUUACGUACCUAUGUAUAAAUUAGAUUUUUUUUUUCGUGACCAAAUUGUAAGGCAUUUGCCCGGCAGUUUUUAAGGUUAAGUUUUAGUUCAGUACAUAAGUCCGUGUCGUGGAGCGCUCGUGUUUUAAAAUACGAACUCUGUUCGCUUUUUAAACGCUUGAAAUGCGUUUAAUGUUUGUUUUAUUGGCCGCUUGAAAGUAUGUUUUUUUUUCCUUUAGAUGGCGUUCGAAAAGCGAACGGGGUUUUUAAAAAGUAUUAUACUGGCUGGAGGGAAUAAACAAGUUUUCCAGUAAAAAAUAAAAUAA
This is a messenger RNA of Amyelois transitella, 2162 nucleotides long. RefSeq names its product programmed cell death protein 4 (gene Pdcd4). Gene Ontology annotation, biological process: negative regulation of DNA-templated transcription. The transcript has 10 exons. Lineage: Eukaryota; Metazoa; Arthropoda; Insecta; Lepidoptera; Pyralidae. The record is from RefSeq and is a predicted model, not a curated record. Gene Ontology annotation, cellular component: cytosol; nucleus. Bases 233 to 1573 code for a protein of 446 amino acids.